AUGAAAAAUAAUAUGUUACUACUCUUUAGUCUUCUAUUAAUAAGUCAUUCAGAGAGCUUACCAAAAGUAGAUUCAUGCACAUGUAAAUAAAUUUUGAGUUCUAAUGAUUGUGUGUAAUUAACUAAGUGUUAAUGGAACAAUACCUCAGGUGUUUGUGAAGAACGUAAAUCUACAGAUUUAGAAUCAUAUUGUUCUGUAAAUACGAUAAAUUGUCCAACAAUUGGAUGUGCAUUAAAUUAGGGAACUUGUAAACCUUUUAGUGGUUGCACAGUAUAUUAGGCAAAAACACAUUAAGAUUGUCAAAAGAUCAGUAGGUUAUGUACAUCAAAUGGUUAACAUUGUAUCUAAGUAGAAUUGUUAUGUGAUAAUUUUAAUGAGAAUUAGAUAGGUUGUGAAGUAAAUUAAGAUGGAUUUCCAUGUUUUUGGAAUAUUGAAAAUAAAAAAUGUUAUGAAAUAUAGUAAUGUAAUCAAUUUCCAUCAUCCUACACUACUCAUGAAUCUUGUUAUGAAGCCGGAUAAAAGAAGUAAUUGAAAUGUACAGCUAAAGAAGGAGGAGGUUGUAUAGAUAUAGCACCAGAAUGUAGCACAUAAUAAAAAAUGGGAUGUGUUAUUAAUUCAUCAAAUAGUCCUUGUUUUUGGGAAGGAGCUUCAUGUAAAGAUAAAACUUGUAUUAAUGCACCUACUACUAAUACAACCCAUUAAUAGUGUCAAACUUAUUCAAAUUCAUGUUCUUUAAAUAACGAUAACAAAGGAUGUAUGGAUAUGCCAUCAUCAUGUGAAGUUUAUACCAACGAACCAUAAUGCAUUUAUGCAAAUGGAACUUUAUGCUUUUGGUUCGCCAUUAUUUGUAAGGAAGGUGAUACCAAUUGCUAACCUAGUUCCGGAUGUAAAUAAUGGACUUGUGAAAAUGCUUUACCUUCAUAUAAUACUGAUGCUUUAUGCAAACAAUUCAAAAGUGAUUGCACUGUCAAUAAUACUAAUAAUGGUUGUAUAAAGAGAUUAGAAUCUUGUUCUUCAUAUACAACUCAAAACUAAUGUGUUACAGACUUAAGUGAAUAAUAAACAUGUUAUUGGAAUGGUUCCAAAUGUGUUGAUAAAACAUGUGCCAAUGCUGUACUCACUAAAUAUAAUUAACAAUCUUGCACCAAAUUUAUGUCGUAAUGUACUGCUGAUAAUAAUAAAUGCACACUUAAAACUUGCUCAACUUAUUCAACUGAAAAUCUAUGUAGUAUUGAUUAUCAGAACAAUACAUGUGCUUGGAGUGGUUCCUGUACAUUAAAAACAUGUGAGAAUGCUAGUUCUGAAUUAACUACUCAUAAAGAAUGUUAAUAAUGGCUUAACAGUUGCACAGUGAAAUCAGAUCUAAAAGGAUGUUAAAACCUAGAAUAAGUUUGUAGCAUUUAUAAAUUGAAGGAUUAAUGCUACUUUGCAGGGAAUACUAAAUACGAAUGUUUAUGGAUUAAUGGGUAAUGUGUUUAAAAGAGCUGUUCUACUGCAAGUUCAGAUAUUUAUUCAGAUGAGGAAUGCACAAAAUAUUUAAAUGGAUGUAUGAUUAGUGAUAAAAAGAGUGGUUGUGUAAGUCGUAAGGCAACUUGUUUAGAAUUAUUAGAAUAUUAAUGUUCUACAACAAUUUCAGGAUCAUUUUGUUUUUGGAAUGGAUCAUAAUGUGUAGCAAGACAGUGUACAUAAGUAGUUUAUAAUACAGUAAAAGCUUGUAAUACAUUUUUAUCAACAUGUACUGCAAAUUUUGAUGGAACUUAGUAUAAUGGAUGUGUAACAAAAUAAAAUAAAUGUAAUGGAUAUAAUAAUGAAUUUAUGUGUAUUGAUAGUUUAACAGAAGGAAAAUGUGUUUGGAAUAAGAAAGCUACACCUAUUGCCUGUGAAGCAAGAUCUUGUUAAAAUUCAAAUUAGACAACAAGUGAUGAAGCAUGCAAUCAAUUCUUACCUAUUUGCACAGUUAAUACUGCUAAAACAGGAUGUAUUGAGCGUUAUGAAAAAUGUAAUUAAUAUGGAAAUGAAGUAAAUUGUAGAAAAACAAAAUCUGAAUCAGAAUGUAUUUGGUAUAAUAAUGGCUGCAUAGAUAAGACAUGUGAUAAAGCUAGUAAAACUUAUACUAGUCAUGAUGAAUGUCAAUAAUAUAGUAAGAAUUGUACAACAAAUGGUAAAGGAUGUAUUUAAAUUGAUGCAUGUUCUACUUAUACAACUAAAUCAGGAUGUAUUAUUGAUUAGAAUAAGUAACUUUGUGCAUUCUAACCUAGUUGUAAUUUACAAUAAUGUUCUGAUGCUCCUUAAUCUUAUUAAACUGAUGAAUAAUGUAAAUAAUUCAAAAAAGAAUGCACAACUAAUGGUAAUGGUUGUGUAUUAAGAACUGAGUGUUCAGAUGCUUACAUUGAAUAAGCUUGUAUUACUGAUUUAUUUGGUUAAAAGUGCUCAUGGAUUAAUAAUAAAUGUGUUGCUUAUAGUUGUUAAAGUGCACCAACUAAGUUUGUGACUGAAAUAGAAUGCCAAUUACAUAAACCAGGAUGUACUGUAAACUAAUCUGGAGGUUGUAUUACUAAAGGUUUAUGCAAAGAUGCUAAAAUAUCAUAAGCUUGUACAACUGAUAAAUUUGGGAAUUAAUGUAGGUUCUCAAAAGAUGGAUGUAGAGAUAUUAUUUGUUCAGAUAUUGCAUAUACAAAUCAUUAUGAUUGUUAUAAUUUUGAUCCUAAAUGUACAUCUAAUGGAUUAACAUGUAUUGCUUAAGCGAAUUGUAGUACCAAAAUUUAAAGUGGUUGCUUUCUUGGUUUAGAUGGACCAUGUUUAUGGGUUGGAAAUGCAUGUUAUUAAUAUUCAUCUUGUACAUCUCUUAAUUUCUAAACUCAUGAAUAAUGUUAUGAAUUUAGUAAUGAAUGUACAACAGAUGGAAAUACUUGUAUUCCAAUAGAUAAAUGUGAAAAAUUAUCUUCAUUAGGAUGUAAAUAGGGAACUGAUGGAAAAUGUGUUUAUUUAUCUGAUAAGAAUUAAUGUGUUGUAUUUUAAAACUGUAAUUCAGUUCUAUAUAAAAGUCAUGAUGAAUGUCAAAAUAUCAAUAAAACGUGUACAACAGAUGGAGAAAAAUGUAUAGAAUUGUAAGAAUGUUCUUCAUAUACAAAAUAGGAAAACUGUUAGAUAAAUAAUUAAUAGUAAAAAUGUUAUUAUGAUGAAAAAGAAAAGAAAUGUGGUGAUUUAUAAUGUUCUCACUUAACUUUUAUAACACAUAAUGAAUGUAAUUAAGCAUUAAAUACAUGCACAAGUGAUAAUAAAAAGUGUAUUACUAUAGAUAAAUGUGAAACUUAUGAUAAGGAAUUUUGUAAUACAACAAUAAGUUCAGAAGGUAAAUGUAAAUAUGAUCCAAAUGAUAAUAAAUGUCGUUUAAUAAAAUGUUCAGAAUUAUUAGAGAAUUGUACUUAAAUAAAUAAAUGUGUUGAUAGUGGAAUAGGAUGUGUUGAUUAAUUAACAUGUGAUAAAUAUGGAACUGAGAAAGGAUGUAAAUAAGGUGGAACUGAUGGAUAUUGUGUUUGGUAUUUAGAAGACGGAGAAGGGAAAUGUAAAAUAAUGACAGCAUGUUCAGAUGCUUCAACAAAUAAAGAAGCAUGUUUGUAGAAAUCAUGGACUUGUUAAUGGACUGAAACAUCAACAAAAAGUAUUUGUGCAUAACAUACAUGUUCAUCAAAAUAAAAAGAAACAGGAUUAUGUUUACCAAUUUUAGAUUUUACUUAGAUGAAUUAUGAAUUAUGUUCUAUGUCUAGUGGAUAAUGUAUUAGCACACCAAAAGAAUCCCUAACAGCAUCAAGUUGUUUUUAAUCUACUGCUUAUACAUACACUUGGGAUUCUGCAAAUGCUGUUUGUUUGUAAUGUGGAAAAACAUUUACAAAUUCAAACAAUUAGACAAAUUCUUCAAACAACACAAAUGAUACAGAAAUUGAUAAUUUUGCUCCAAUAUUAUUGCUAAUGCUCAGUCUGAUUAUUAGUAUAUAUAUUUGAU
Molecule: messenger RNA, 4003 nt
Organism: Paramecium sonneborni
Lineage: Eukaryota; Ciliophora; Oligohymenophorea; Peniculida; Parameciidae
Source: the annotation of a GenBank genome assembly